Molecule: messenger RNA, 792 nt
Organism: Soboliphyme baturini
Lineage: Eukaryota; Metazoa; Nematoda; Enoplea; Dioctophymatida; Soboliphymatidae
Source: the annotation of a GenBank genome assembly
AUGGUAACGAAUGAUACUGGAAGUCGAUCCAUCGAAUCCUGUAUAAACGCUACCUGCAGCAGCGAAAUGGGACCCACUAGCGGCUUCAUGGAAUCCCCGAACUAUCCGCAAAACUACCCAGAUGACAUCACGUGCAAAUGGCUCAUUAAGGCUCCAAAAAAGCGUCGAAUCUUGAUUUUCGUAAUCGACCUCCACCUGGCGGACGACAACUGCGGAGAUUACUUGGUAAUGAGAAGAAACAAGUCGCCUUACUCUCCGGUGACGUUCGAAGCUUGCACCAGUCGCGCCCACCCGAUCGUGUUCACCGCCAGGACGCGCAGGCUUUGGGUAGAGUUCCACUCGGACCACGCCAACAGUCUUCAGGGGUUCCACAUGCGAUACGUGUUCUACGAAGACAAGUACCACGCGCUGAUUGAGGAUAUCGUUCACGACAAUCGACUAUUCUCGAUGCCGCACCACGAGGCGAUUUUGAAGAACCGAAAGUUCCUCAACUUGUUCAUGGACGUCAUCGCCGAGCCGAAUAACUACCGCAAGUACCUGAACAUUUCGCUGCAAAUAUUUCCAAAGUCGUUCUUUGACCUGCUCUGGCCGAAAGUCCACCGCUUCUUCGACCUGGGAGACUGGGCCGUAUGUUGUCCAUCGUCGAAUGCCGUGUCGUCUGUGCUGCGGACGGCGUUUGGGCUGGAUUUCACUGCAGUGCUGUUUCGUCGAUGUUUCACGAACGGUAGCACGGAAACGUUUGCCGGUUCAACGUCUGGACUUUGCGCUCGAAACGUGUCCAAUUCUCAUUAG